Molecule: messenger RNA, 984 nt
Organism: Exophiala bonariae
Lineage: Eukaryota; Fungi; Ascomycota; Eurotiomycetes; Chaetothyriales; Herpotrichiellaceae
Exons: 1
Coding region: 1-984 (327 amino acids)
Molecular function (GO): 4-hydroxy-tetrahydrodipicolinate synthase activity
Source: RefSeq, a predicted model, not a curated record
AUGGGCUCAGUACCAACAGCAUCGAUUUCUGGGGGUUCCCAUACUUUUCCAGCGCCGAAGCCUGGGAUUUAUGUCCCUGCUGUAACUUUCUUCGACCCCGAAACUGACACUCUCCGACCAACGGAACAAGCAAAAUACUAUUCUUAUCUGGCAAGUACUGGUCUAACAGGUCUCGUCAUCCUGGGCACCAAUGCAGAGACCUUUCUGUUGACUCGAGAGGAAAGAGCGACCCUCUUGAAACUGGCACGUCAAUCUGUGCCAGACAAUUACCCCAUCAUUGCCGGUGUUGGUGGUCACUCUACAGCCCAGGUGAUCGAGUUCAUAGGGGACGCCCAUGCGGCUGGAGCAGACUACGUCCUCGUUCUCCCAGCGGCGUACUUUGGGAAACAGACGACACCCGCUGUGGUCAAUAACUUUUACACUGCGGUUGCAAAAGCCUCUCCACUACCAAUUCUAAUCUACAACUUUCCAGCAGUGUGCAAUGGUUUGGAUCUUGACUCCGACACCAUCGCUGCACUCGCCCAAGCGAAUUCUAAUAUCGUGGGAGUGAAGCUCACCUGUGGUUCCGUUGGUAAGAUUACUCGAUUGUCCGCAACAUUCGAACCCGAGAGGUUUGCCAUAUUCGGUGGCCAAUCCGAUUUCUUGAUUGGGGGAUUAGCAGCAGGAAGUGCAGGUUGCAUAGCUGCGUUCGGUAACAUCUUCCCCAAGACUCUGGUCAAGAUCUAUGAACUCUGGAAGGCAGGCAAGCAUGAUCAAGCAUUAGCACUGCACAGAUUGGCGGCACACGCUGAAAGCCCUACUAAAGCGGGGAUCGCCACGACGAAAUAUGCUGCAAGCCAGUUCAGCGCGAAAGCAGCCGGUAUUCCAGGAGAUCUGGAGGCCUUACUAAGGCCCCGGCAGCCAUAUGAAGAGCCGGCAGCCGCAGUGAAGAAAAAGAUCGUCGAGGUCAUGACACCACUAGCAGAGGUUGAGGUUACCUUGUAG